AUGCCGAAACGCCGAGGACAGCGUCUGGCCACAGCGUCUCUGCCUCGGCCCCUCGGCGCCCUCCGGGACGCCGCGCCCAGAGCCCCGAUCCGGCUGCAGUCUGCAGCGCUGCCGCAGCCCCCUGGCCCGCUCCGGGGCGCCCCCUUCCCGCCCCAGACCUCGAGGCCUCUGUCCCGAGGCCCCUGGGCGCCCCUGGGCGCCACCCCGUCCUCAGGCCGCCCACUCGGGGCGCCCCCGCUCUGCGUCCCCCCUUCCCCGCACUUUCUGCAGGCAGCGAUUGCGCUGCCUCACCGCGCUCCCGCGGGGUCGGCCCUGGCCGGUAGUCUCAGGCCGGUGCCCGGCGCCGCGGCCCCUGGAGAUCCGGAAGGGCCUCGGGUGCCCAGGGCCGCCGGUUUCUUUCCGGAGACCUACAAGCUGCCUCACCGUCUCAUCGAGAAAAAGAGACGCGACCGCAUUAACGAGUGCAUCGCCCAGCUCAAGGACCUCCUGCCCGAGCACCUCAAACUCACAACUCUGGGUCACUUGGAGAAAGCCGUGGUUCUGGAACUCACCCUGAAGCACGUGAAGGCGCUGACCAGCCUGAUCGAUCAGCAGCAGCAGAAGAUCCUGACGCUGCAGAGCGGUUUGCAAGCCGGUGAGUGCCGGUCGCGGCGGGGCUGGCUGGGGCGGGUCCCCCUGGGGCCCAGCGCCCUGGGGGAGAUGCCCGCGGGUCUCUGCAGGAAGGCCAGGCGUUCCUUCCGGGCAGGCAGAGGUCCACGGUGGAGUGUCGCCGCGGCUGUGGGCGAGCGGCCCGGGGUUCCAGGAGACUCUGCUCCCCAGCCCCCACUCAAACGCCAAGCGCCCAUAAGCUGCGUCGUGGGUGUUUUACGCCCCGCGGGGCAGAGGGUCGGCGCCAUCAAGCAGGAGUGCGAGGAGCCCCCCGCGAAGAGGAGCAGAGUGCCGCGCCGCCAGGACGAGGGCCCCUUCCCCGGCGGCGACCUGCUGUGCGCCCCGUUCCUGGGCCCGCCCCCGCACCAGCCCCCCUUCUGCCUGCCCUUCUAUCUCAUCCCCCCGUCGGCGGCCGCCUACCUGCCCAUGCUGGAGAAGUGCUGGUACCCCACCUCCGUCCCGGUCCUGUACCCGGGCCUCAGCGCCUCCGCCGCCGCCCUCACCAGCUUCGUGAACCCCGACAAGCUGCCCGGCCCCAUGCCCGUGCCCCAGAGACUCCCCUCGCCGGCCCACCCGGGCCUCGACUCCUCCGCGCUGCUGCAGGCCCUGAAGCAGGUCCCCCCUUUAAACCUAGAAACCAGAGACUGAGCUCCCGGGGAUCCCGCCGCUUCGCUCCCCCCGCCCCCCAAGAAAGUGUUUGUGAGUCGGGGAGCCGGUCCCGGCGCGGGUGCCAGGGGGCCUGAGGCUGGCCGAGGAGCGGGUCUGGGGCGGCGCGCGGACACGCAGCCCCCCGGUGUGGGGGCAUCAAGGGCCGCCUGACCCGGGAGGCUCAGGAGCACAGCUCCCGCUUCUCCGCACGGACGGCGGCCCCAGCGGCCCGCGCAGCGGUCAGCGCCCAGCCCUGAGCCUGGGCUCCGCGCUGACCGCCAGCUCUCUGGCUCUGUGAAGCGAAAGGUCCCGUCCGGAGAGGCCCAGCGGCCCCCGCCGGCCGGCCCCGCCCGCCUCCCCGCCCCUGUGCC
Messenger RNA from Condylura cristata (star-nosed mole), 1667 nucleotides. It is a transcript of the gene BHLHE40, whose product is annotated as basic helix-loop-helix family, member e40. Gene Ontology annotation, biological process: anterior/posterior pattern specification; regulation of transcription by RNA polymerase II; regulation of neurogenesis. NCBI's taxonomy places the organism in Eukaryota, Metazoa, Chordata, Mammalia, Eulipotyphla, Talpidae. Gene Ontology annotation, molecular function: RNA polymerase II cis-regulatory region sequence-specific DNA binding; DNA-binding transcription factor activity, RNA polymerase II-specific; protein dimerization activity. The record is from RefSeq and is a predicted model, not a curated record. Bases 1 to 1296 code for a protein of 431 amino acids. Gene Ontology annotation, cellular component: nucleus. The transcript is spliced from 5 exons.